AUGCGGAAAUCGCGACAAUACCACCAGGCCCUAUUGGCAUCUGGUCUGGCAGCCGGCCUAUGCCCCAUUUGCUGCACAGAGCCUCAACUGGCAGGGAGCCCUGCUGCGAGCAUGUACCAUACCUGCCGUUACUCUGUUGGCAGGGGAAACCCCCAGCGCGCCGGGAAAAAGACGCUGGGCGGCGCUGCAGGGGUUCCCCGUCCAGUUCCCAAGGCCGCCUGCCGUACCCCCGUGCUCGGCUCAGCCCACGCCCAGCGUUCUCAGCACUCGACUGAUGUCGAUAUGAUGCCGAUUGCUGUUUCGGCUGGGGAAACAUUGGACGACAAGCGCGAUCCACCGCCAGAUAAAAUUAGGACCAAGCUAGCAUUGCAAAACAAGCGCGGCCGCGCAUACGGCGUGUCUGACUACGGUAAGGUUGUACAGUAUACAUCAAUAGCAGUAGCGUUCAAUGGUGUAUGGCAUGAUAUGAUAUACAGCACGCGAAUCAUCGUCAUCUUGCGCCCCAUCCGAUCGCCCGCGUCAAUGUGCGCCUAG
Molecule: messenger RNA, 534 nt
Organism: Trichoderma gamsii
Lineage: Eukaryota; Fungi; Ascomycota; Sordariomycetes; Hypocreales; Hypocreaceae
Exons: 2
Coding region: 1-534 (177 amino acids)
Source: RefSeq, a predicted model, not a curated record